GCCGCCACUUGUCAGCUGUGUGACUUUGGUAAUUUGUCCAUUGCCUGAUGGUGAAAAAUGGGGGAAAUAGAAGGAACCUACAGAAUAUUGCAAACUCCAGGAACCCGAUUAGGAGUCCAGAAAAGCCCCGGAGUUAGCACGCUGGAACCAGGACAGACCCUUUCCACAGCGAUGGCACAGAAACCUUCAAAGUUGCAAGAGAGGAAUCUUCAGAUCAAAGUACAGUUGUUGGACAACACGUUGGAAGAACUUGACGUUGAGCCAAAAUGUUUUGGACAAAAAUUGCUGACAGAGGUUUUUAAACAUUUAAAUUUGAUUGAGUGUGACUACUUCGGGUUGGAGUUCCAGAAUAUUCAAUCUUAUUGGAUUUGGCUUGAGCCCAUGAAGCCCAUCAUCAAGCAAGUGCUGAGACCAAAAAAUACAGUGCUCCGGCUAUCUGUAAAAUUUUUCCCUCCUGAUCCCGGCCAAUUGCAAGAAGAAUACACAAGGUAUCUAUUUGCUUUGCAAAUCAAGAGGGACUUGGUGGAAGAACGACUUACUUGCAGUGACAACACAGCAGCUCUUCUCGUCUCUCAUCUUUUGCAAUCUGAAAUAGGGGACUAUGAUGAAACUCUGGAUCAAGAGCACCUUAAAAUAAACAAGUACUUUCCAAAUCAGGAAAGGGCUCAAGAAAAGAUAUUAGAGUUCCAUCAGAAGCACAUGGGCCAAACACCUGCUGACUCUGAUUUCCAGGUGCUCGAAAUCGCUCGGAAGUUGGAGAUGUAUGGUAUCAAAUUUCACGAGGCCUCUGACAGAGAGGGAACCAAAAUUAAUUUGGCUGUAUCUCACAUGGGAGUAUUAGUAUUCCAGGGCAGCACCAAGAUUAACACCUUCAAUUGGUCCAAAGUCCGGAAACUGAGCUUCAAAAGGAAAAGAUUUCUCAUUAAACUUCACCCCGAAGUUCACGGCCCUUAUCAGGAUACAUUGGAAUUUCUGUUGGGGAGUAGAAAUGAGUGCAAAAAUUUCUGGAAGAUUUGUGUGGAGUAUCAUACUUUCUUUAGAUUGUUUGAUCAACCCAAACCGAAGUCUAAAGCAGUUUUUUUCAGCCGUGGAUCUUCAUUUAGAUACAGUGGACGAACUCAAAGACAACUGGUGGAUUACAUUAAAGACAGCGGAAUGAAGAAAAUUCCCUUUGAAAGAAGGCACAGCAAAGCUAGAGUCUCCACUCGUACUUUGAAUGCAGACUUGCCAAAACAGAGUUUCUCGUUCCACGAGGGCUUAAGAAUUCCCGGCUCCCCCUCUUCUACAAAUGUCUCCUUCUAUUCGAUCCCUCCCUCUUCCCUGAUCCCCUCUGGCCUGCCCAUUUAUAUGGACAGCAACAAUUCUCUCGUGGAUCCCAGAGCACCGUAUGGGAAGAGCCCAACCACAGGAAGGAGCAGUGUAACAUCAGCCGAAGAAGCGGACAAGAAAAUGGCACAGCAUCACGGCUCACCGAUCCUCCAGUCAUUUCAAGGCCUCUCAGUGGACAGUCUUCACCUCUCUCCCUUCACGCUGAAGAGUCCAUUGACCUCGAUCCCUACAUUUCAGGUGAAUCUGAGCCCAACUGGACAGGAUUCCCCUCUUCUGAGUCCUGUCCUGAGUGAUGCUGGAGGUGUCGGAGUUGAAGACGAGGAGGAAACUAAACAUAAGAAAUUGGUGAGAACAAACAACAUUCGAAAGCGACCCCCAACGGACAAAGCAUAUUUCAUAGCAAAGGAGAUUCUUGCUACAGAAAGAACAUAUUUGAAGGACUUAGAAGUAAUUACUGUGUGGUUCCGUAGUGCAGUCAUCAAGGAGAAUGCCAUGCCUGAAGGUCUGAUGACUUUAUUGUUCUCCAACAUAGAUCCUAUCUAUGAAUUCCACAGAGGGUUCCUGAAGGAGAUUGAGCAGAGACUGGCAAUCUGGGAAGGGCCCUCCACUGCCCGUGGGAAAGGAGAUUAUCAACGGAUCGGCGACGUCAUGCUUAGGAACAUGCACAAUUUAAAGGAAUUCACUAGCUACUUGCAAAAGCAUGAUGAAGUCCUGACAGAACUGGAAAAAGCGACGAAGCGGCUGAAAAAACUGGAGGUGGUUUAUAAGGAAUUUGAACUCCAGAAGGUUUGCUACUUGCCCCUGAACACUUUCCUGCUGAAGCCGAUUCAAAGACUGAUGCAUUACAAACUGAUUCUGGGGCGACUGUGCCAGCACUACAGGCCGGAGCACAGGGACUAUACUGAUUGCCAGAAUGCAUUAAAGGAGAUUACAGAGAUGACAUCCCAACUCCAGCACAGUUUGAUUCGUCUGGAGAAUUUCCAAAAGCUGACAGAGCUGCAACAUGACUUGCUUGGCAUUGAUAACCUCAUAGUGCCAGGCAGGGAGUUUAUCCGGGAGGGCUGCCUUUAUAAGCUCACAAAGAAAGGCUUACAGCAGAGGAUGUUCUUUCUGUUCUCAGAUAUGUUGUUAUACACAAGCAAAGGAGUCACGGGUACUAAUCAUUUCAAAAUUCAUGGCCAUCUCCCUCUUCAUGGUAUGCUGUUAAUAGUGCUGGAGCCCCCGGUGGAAGAGAGUGAGAAUGAAUGGUCUGUUCCACACUGUUUCACUAUCUAUUCAGCUCAUAAAACCAUAGUGGUAGCAGCCAGCACUCGCCUGGAAAUGGGGAAAUGGAUGGAAGACUUAAACACUGCGAUCGAGGUGGCCAAGAAAUUCAGUGAAAAAUCUGAAACGCUCCUUGCAAACGCCAGAUAUAACUGUUCCAACCGAUCCUCAGAUGAGCUCUCUCUAGAACAGGAAUCUGAAGAAGAUAUUCACUCUUCACAUAACUCCUUGGACAGGCCAAAUCACCACCGUGCCAAUACUACCUUGCACGUGUGCUGGUAUCGCAACACCAGUGUCUCCAUGACCGACCACAGUGUGGCCGUCGAGAACCAGCUUUCCGGCUACCUUUUAAGAAAGUUCAAGAACAGCAACGGCUGGCAGAAGCUCUGGGUGGUAUUCACCAAUUUCUGUUUGUUUUUCUACAAAACUCACCAGGAUGAUUACCCACUGGCUAGUCUUCCGCUGCUUGGCUACAUAGUCAGCAUCCCCGUGGAGGCAGACAAUAUUCGCAAGGAGUACGUCUUCAAGCUUCAGUUCAAAUCCCACGUCUAUUUCUUCAGGGCUGAGAGCAAGUAUACCUUUGAGAGGUGGAUGGAGGUGAUAAAGAGAGCCACAAACUCUCAGGGGAGAAGCGGCCUGGUGAUGGCCAAAGAGGACCAGGAUUCACAAACAAACUGAGGCGGGCAGGGCCGGGCCUGUAGCUUCAGACUUCUGUUAAUGGGGACUGGACUUGACGCCUGGUCAAGUUGGAAGGAAGAGAAACUCCCGCAGCUCGUGGUAAAAGUGGAUGGUCAAGAUAAGUAACGGCCGACGGGUGAAGGUGGCUGAGAUACUCAUCCUCAGAAAAGAGUCUCAGUCUCUAUUGAACCUGCUCGAGGUGCCGUAGCGUUGAAUAAUCACUCCAAAUGUUUAAAGGGAGAAAAUCUCCACUUGCCAAUGGGUGGUAAUGUAUAUUGCAGGGUGUAGUGUCUUCAGGUUACGGAAGUCUUUGUGUGGCAUUUCAGCAGGAUGUCCCGCUUAGCUGUAGUGUACCCGUCCUUUCCAUUGUGACCAACUGUUGAGAAAAUGCCAGGAAUAUAGUAGAGAUUAGUGGUGCCAUUAUGGGCCACUCUAAGAAGCAUUUUCUGGAACCAAGAUCUUUUUUUUUCCUGAGACCCCUAGCCUCUCUACCAGUGUAGAAUGUUGCCAGUUUACAUUCCUGUUGUUUCAACCUUUUAGCAACAAAUUGGCUGCUUUCAAGAGGCUCAGCAGAGGCCUCGAAGGAGAAGACUAACAUUCACCUUCUACCUUCGUGUCAGAAAGACGAUGGUUUACAAAGUACUCAUAGCGAUUAACUACCUUUAGACGGGUUGGGGGGGAACGCGAAGGUGUUUUGCUUCUUAAACUUCGACUUGCUCUUAGUUGAGGUGGAACAAGUGUGGUUAAGUUGACAAAUUAUCUUGCUUUAAAACUGAGUAGACUUUUUUUUUACCGCAUGUUAAGAAAGGGUUGCCCAGUGUCUUUGGGAUUCUUUGUGUUUGGCACAUGAGCUUUUUUCCAAUCCACUAACUAUCGUAGAAUGCUAAAGCAUCAUUGGCAGAGGGAUGCUGGCUUUGCAGCCGGGAGUUUAGAGUUCCAAUGUUCAUUCGGGCGCCACCGCGACCUCCCCAAGGGGUGACGUUACUCACUCCUCGAUUCUUCCAUUUCCUCAUCUAUCAAACGGGGCUAGUAACACGUGCUACCUACCUCGCAGGGUUGAUGUGAGGAUUGAGGAGAUCUUUGAAAUUGUUUUCAAAUGCCUUGGACGAAACGUGCUAGAUUCAAGCCCGAUGAUAGUAGGGUUAAGGCCGGGUUAAUUACCUUGUGGGAAUCGCUGCCGGUUCCUUUAGACAGCGAGUCCGGCAAAGGCAAGCCCGGCCCUGUGAUACAUCACAGCGCAAACUCCACAUGGGGCUGAGCCUCCAGAUUAAAUUAGACCAAGACAGCUGCAGCCUGUUUCACUGUGCACGGAGUAGAUCAAACCCUUCAUGUCCCUGGCAUGUGGCUGAUGUAGCCUCCAGUGGGGGCAAAGUCUGGAUGUUUCUGAUUUAAGGUCCCGGAAUGUUGUUAGGGAGCAAAACGGCACGGAGAGUGGUGAUGGGGUUUGGCUGAGAUCUGAGAAGCCAUGCUUCAGAUAUCAGAGGUUGCUUGGUCAAGGGUUACAGCGUGAGGGAGAAAGAAGAGAGAGUCCUGUAUGUUGUGAGUGUAGGGGGGAAGAGGAGAACAAAAUCUGUAUGCAAAGCCAGAGCUGCUGGACUGCUGUGAAACAUUCCCCUCCCCUCUUGCCCCUCUCCUCUUCCCAACCUGGUGGGAUUUUUCCCCUCUUUGUUGAAUUGCGUUGGAAUUCGGCAAGGAAUAAAGAAUUCGCUUGCUGUCUUCACACGCUCCUUGGAGGAGAGACCAAACAAAACUUCAUUCUCUGUAACCGCUGUGUCCUAAUGGUGGAAACUCCACUGUAAGUACAACAUUCUGUGGUUUUUUUUUUU
Molecule: messenger RNA, 5096 nt
Organism: Tachyglossus aculeatus (Australian echidna)
Lineage: Eukaryota; Metazoa; Chordata; Mammalia; Monotremata; Tachyglossidae
Gene: FARP2
Product: FERM, ARH/RhoGEF and pleckstrin domain protein 2
Exons: 29
Coding region: 58-3270 (1070 amino acids)
Cellular component (GO): cytoskeleton
Molecular function (GO): guanyl-nucleotide exchange factor activity; cytoskeletal protein binding
Source: RefSeq, a predicted model, not a curated record